CAAUCAGACAAAUAACAUCUGCCAAUUCCAAAACCAAAAUGAGAAGGAUAGAGUUUGUCCUGUUUUCGCUGUUGUGUUUUGUGGGAACAGUUUCUGGUGCCACCAGAGUGUACUUCAUAGGAAUCAAGGAGAUUGAAUGGAAUUAUGCUCCUAGUGGAAAGAACUUGAUUCUCAAUAAAACUUUGAAGGAGGACGAAUCUGCAAGCACAUUCCUGGAGCGAGGGGAUACUCGAAUUGGGAGCGUUUACAAGAAGGCUGUAUACGAGCAGUACACUGAUGCCACCUACAGGCAGAUUUUGGACAAGCCAGGAUGGCUGGGUUUCCUGGGGCCAGUCAUCUCUGCUGAGGAGGGAGACACAGUCAUUGUCCAUCUGAAAAAUAUGGCCUCUAGGCCAUACACCUUACAUGCGCAUGGACUCCACUAUAACAAAACCAAUGAAGGUGCCAUGUAUCCUGAUAAUACAGAAAAAGAGGAGAAAAAUGAUGAUUAUGUCAGCCCCGGGAAGAGCUAUACCUACAUCUGGCAGCUGUCCGCAUCCCACGCACCCUCAAAAGAUGACACCAACUGCUUGACACGGGUGUAUCACUCACAUCUCAACGCCCCGAAAGAUAUGGCCUCUGGGCUCAUUGGCCCACUUGUUAUAUGCAAAAAAGACACGCUGGACAUUCAUGGUGACAAGGCUGCAGACUACCUGUAUGUGCUGUUGUUUACCGUCUCUGAUGAGAACCUGAGCUGGUACCUAGAUGACAACAUCAAGACGUACUGCAAGACCCCUGCCAAAGUAAACAAAGAGGAUGAGGAUUUCCAGGAGAGCAACAAAAUGCACUCGAUCAAUGGCUAUCUUUUUGGAAACCUUCCUGGGCUGACAAUGUGCGUCGGAGACAAGAUCCACUGGCACCUAUUGGGCAUGGGCAAUGAGGUGGAUAUGCAUUCCGUCUUCUUCCAUGGCCAAAUCCUAACAGACAGGAAGCACCAUGUGGACACCAUCAGCCUUUUCCCAGCCUCCUUUGUAAAUGCAGAGAUGGAGCCUGCCAACCCAGGACGCUGGCUGCUCAGCUGCGAAGUCAAUGACCACACAGGCGCUGGUAUGCAAGCCUUUUAUGAGGUAAAGAACUGUUUUCCCAAUGUUCACAAACCGAGACCACAUGGUGAGGUCAGGGAGUACUACAUUGCUGCUGAAGAGGCAAUCUGGGACUAUGGACCAACGCAGAUCAACAAGUUCACAGGAAAGCCACUGAAGUCUGACAGUGAAUCAGAGACGUUCUUUGAGACUGGCGAUGACAGGAUUGGAGGAAAGUACAAGAAAGCUGUGUAUGUGGAAUACACUGACAGCACCUUCACCAAGCGCAAGGACAGGACCCCAGAGGAGGAGCACUUGGGGAUUCUGGGUCCUGUGAUUAGGGCAGAAGUGGCGGAUACUAUUCGGGUGACGUUCCGGAACAACGCCACUCGCCCCUACAGCAUUCAGCCACAUGGCGUGCAGUACAGCAUCAAACAAGAGGGAACUCUCUACAACUCCAUUCCUGAAGAAACCUCUCGAUCCAAAAUCCUCCUCCAGAAAAUCAAAAAUGAAGGUCCUCCAACUCCACCCCCUGCCUCUCAAGUGCUCCCAGGCUCCACCUAUACCUAUGAGUGGGUAGUGCCAAAGGACGGGGGCCCAGUUGAGGACGAUGCAGACUGCAUCACCCACCUGUACUACUCUGCUGUGGACUCGGUCAGAGACACCAACUCAGGACUGGUGGGGCCCCUGCUGGUCUGCAAGCAAGGCACAUUGAAGUCAGGGAAACAGAAAAAUGUCAAGAAAGAGUUCCACCUGUUAGUUACUGUGUUUGAUGAGAACCUCAGCUGGUAUCUUGAUGACAACAUCAAGCAAUUUGCAAAAUCUCCCCAAACAGUCAAUAAGGAGGAUGAAGACUUCCAGGAGUCCAACAAGAUGCACUCAAUUAAUGGCUACAUGUACGGGAACCUGCGAGGACUCACCAUGUGCAAAGGAGAGACGGUGUCGUGGCAUCUCUCUGGGCUGGGGACAGAAGUUGAUAUCCAUGGCUUGUUUUUCCAAGGAAACAGAUUCACUGUCCAAGAAACCAGGAGAGAUACAAUCAAUCUGUUUCCUCACAUUUCUCACACAGUAAUCAUGGAGCCAGACAGCAUGGGGGAGUUCGGGCUGGUGUGUAGGACAGUUGACCACUACCGAGCAGGCAUGAGAGCCACUUACACAGUAGAGAAGUGCCAUUGGUGGAACACUGACACCGAGAUCAUGCUCCACCAAAAGAAGUACUACAUAGCAGCUGUGGAGAUGGAGUGGGACUACUCACCUAAUCGCACCUGGGAAGAGACAAUGCACAUGGGCCUGGAUGACAGUCCUGGCAACGCUUUCAUAGACAAAGAGGACAGAUUCAUCGGUUCCAAAUACAAGAAGGUCCUGUACAGAGAGUUCACUGAUGACACCUUCACCAAGCCAAAAGAGAGACCCGCAGAUGAGGAGCAUUUGGAAAUUCUGGGGCCCUUCAUUCGUGCAGAAGUUGGCGACAAAGUGACGAUUGUGUUUAAAAACAUGGCAAGCAGGCCAUACUCUAUAUAUGCACAUGGAGUGAAGACAGAAAGCCCCCAAAUUUUCGAGACUCCACCAGGUGAAAUACAUACAUAUACCUGGUACAUCCCAAAGUCUGCUGGACCAGGAGCAGGACAGGAGGAGUGUAUCAUUGGGGCUUAUUUCUCUACAGUGGAUGUGAACAAGGACCUAUACAGCGGUCUGAUUGGACCCCUGGUCACCUGCAGGCGAAGCCUGCUGAGGAAGAUUGGGCUGAAGAAGGAGAUUGAGGAGUUUGCUCUGCUCUUCAUGGUGUUUGAUGAAAAUGAAUCCUGGUACCUGGACGAGAACAUCAAGACCUAUGUCCCCAAUGUCAGCAAAGCACGCAAAGAUGAUGAAGAAUUCAUUGAGAGCAACAAGAUGCAUGCAAUCAAUGGCAGAGUCUAUGGCAAUGUGCAGGGACUGACAAUGCAUGCAGGAGACAAGGUGUACUGGUACUUAAUGGGAAUGGGCAACGAGGUGGACAUACACACUGCACACUUCCACGGUCACAGCUUUGACUACAAGCUGAGUGGUACCCACCGUACAGACGUGUUCGACCUGCUCCCCGCCACCUUCCAGACUGUGGAGAUGCGGCCGGAGUACCCAGGCACCUGGCUGGUGCACUGCCACGUCACGGACCACAUCCAGGCAGGCAUGGAGGCUACCUACACUGUACUGGAGAAAGAGGGGUCCAAAGGCGUGAAGGGUUUUUUCAAAGGCUUGUUCACAAAGAGCUAGAAGAAAAGCAACCAGCCUUCAUGAGAUAUUCACUGUUUUAUACGUCUUUUUUUAAAUAAUGUCAAUGCAUUUUUAAUAAAGUUAAACAAAGA
Messenger RNA from Megalops cyprinoides (Indo-Pacific tarpon), 3403 nucleotides. It is a transcript of the gene cp, whose product is annotated as ceruloplasmin. The record is from RefSeq and is a predicted model, not a curated record. The coding region runs from base 39 to 3311 and encodes 1090 amino acids. The transcript is spliced from 20 exons. Gene Ontology annotation, cellular component: plasma membrane. Lineage: Eukaryota; Metazoa; Chordata; Actinopteri; Elopiformes; Megalopidae. Gene Ontology annotation, biological process: iron ion transport. Gene Ontology annotation, molecular function: oxidoreductase activity; copper ion binding.